GCAGAACGCGACUUGUCAGAACGCAGCUUUGAACACGUUGACUAGCACACAGCUGCGGCAGCCCUGGCGGCGGAGAAGACGGAGAGACGACGGUCUCUUAACAGGACGAUAUUCUUCUUAUUCAUCCUUUUCUCUCCGCUGGAAUAACUUGGCUUCGUGUGAGAUUUGCCGGUUCGUCUGGAACCUGCUCAGAGACGUUAUAUAAGGCGAGUAACGGACAGAGAUGAGACCGUACGCACAUUACAGCAUAACGCCACAAUAAUCGCACGAGCUGGCUGGGCUUGGCGCUGGAAGGGCUACAGAAACGCCGCACCUCGAGUUCAAUUCGCGUGUGUAUGUGUGCUACAUCACGUUUUAUCUUAAUUAAUUCAACGAGCUAGCUAGCUUGGAAGGCGCUGCCAAAUGCUGGCCCAUUCACUAUUGUGUGCGUAUGAUUUAACUUAGCUAGGCGGCUAACGAGGACGCGCUGCUGCCGCUGAUGAGCCCGUGUGCGUAGCGGAAUGAUGAACAGAAGAAACCGCCACCCGACAGGCGCUAAGAGCUAAGAUUAAUUAUCCAAACCCUGUUUAGUAAUUGGUUUGUGUGAUUAUCAAAUAUAGACACACAGCCGAUGUGUCUGGUCAGAGCUGGUGGGCCCUGCUAUCAUUCAUAAAACUAUCCUUAACGCGAAGAAAGGGCCCAUGUCUUAACUUGGAAAACAAAGAAUUAGGCUACUGAGGAGGUUAAGCUGGCUACAUAAGCUUGUUUUAGCGGUUUGAGGUGAGCUAGCAAGCUGGUUGACGGAUUAGUGACACUGUCUGGACUGUACUGUUCCUCUGCAUUCCCCGCUGUCCGUCAAUUGGAGUAUUUUUUUUUCUGGUUUCCACCCUUUGGUCCACUCUACGCUGCACCACAAUGAGCAGUCACACCGGGGACGCCGGGUCGGUGGAAGUGGAGCCCAUGCCGGGAUACUUGGAACUCAUCUCCAGAGCCUCCACCGUUAUGCUGGGCGCAUGGAGAGACUGUGGUAGUUGCGGUCUGGAGCUCUCCAAACGGACUCUCCUGGAUAACGCAUACAUUACCUUGACCGAAGUCGUCCUGUUCUUCUUUUGCGCCUUUUUGUGGACGCAGGUCAGGCGGGGACUGACAGAAAGUCUGUUUAAGCCUCUAGCACAGUGGUGGAGGCUGAUGCCCAAAGAUGCUGCCAAGAUGCCGGAGAGCGCGUGGAAGCUGGUCUUCUACACCAUGUCGUGGUCAUACAGCACCUAUCUGCUCUUCUUUACUUCCUACUCCUUUUUCCAUGACCCGCCCUCUGUCUUUUACAACUGGAAGAGGGGUAUGUCAGUGCCUACAGACAUCGCCAUAGCCUAUCUGAUCCAGGGCAGCUUCUACGGCCACUCCAUCUAUGCUACAGUCUACAUGGACGCAUGGAGGAAGGACUCAGCUGUCAUGGUGGUGCACCACAUCAUCACACUGGCACUCAUUAUCUUCUCCUACGCCUUCAGGUACCACAACGUAGGGAUUCUGGUGUUGUUCCUCCACGACAUCAGUGACAUCCAGCUGGAGUUCUCCAAGCUCAACAUCUACCUGAAGUCCAGAGGAGGAGGCUAUCACCUGCUCAACGACGUGCUGUCCAACAUGGGCUCUGUCAGCUUUAGCAUCACUUGGUUCUGGUUCCGUCUCUACUGGUUCCCCCUCAAAGUGCUGUAUGCCACAUGUGUGUCCAGCUUCCAGUUUGUCCCCAGCAUCCCCUUCUACUUCUUCUUCAACGCUCUUCUCUUGGCGCUGCUGCUCAUGAAUAUCUACUGGUUCCUGUUUAUCGUGGCUUUCGUAGUGAAGGUGCUAAAGGUGAAGGAGGUGAACGACGUCAGGGAGUAUGAGGACGAGGACGGCAGCAAUGCGGCAGCGGGCCUGCUCAGAGACCCUCAGGCAGAAAACAGCGAUGAUGGUGCUGGACAUCACAUCUCUGCCCAGGGGAAGCACGUGCAGAAUGGGAUCACCAAGGACAAGCAUUUAUAACAGGCUCUCUGUCGCCACCACCUGGCACUAGGCUACGAGUACAAGCAAGACAAGAUGCCCUCCUUGGACAGCUCACGCUCAAAAACGUGGCUGAACGGAAGAGUGUCACAAAAAGAAACAGGAAGGAAAUAAGCAAGUUAGGCCGUGAGGUGUUUUUACUCUUUUUAUUUGUUCUAGAACUUUUCAUUUCAUCACUGUCAUUUUGUUUUCAGUUUUGUUUUUAUUAGAGCACUGUGAAUGUUAUUUCAGGUGACUUUUUGUCUUACUGUUGCUAACUUUACAUGAUAGAUUCAGUAGAAACAAACCAGUUUGAGUGAGAGUUGGACUGUGAUUGUCACGCGCAGCAGUGCAGGGUGUCGUGAACACCGCCGACACCCUGAAUAGCGCUGCAGCACCCAGACAAGGACAAGGUUUAGGCCUGUAGUGGUUCUGUAGACAUUUAGACCUGCAGUAACCUUUAGCAACCUGGUAGACAAUAAGGGUGAGCUGUGUUUGCCGUCAGUGAAAUGUGUUCUCCUCCUUAUGAAUUCCUCUCCGCUUUACUCUCUUCAUCUUCCGUCCAUCCUCUCUGACUCCAGACAUGAAGAGAAAAGACUAAAAAAAAAAAACGAAAAAAAAAAAAACAUUGAGACGGGAAACACUGCGUUGAUGUUUUCAGUAUUGUAGUUCUCAGGCACGAGAGCCUGCCUGCACUGUCUGGUGCUGUUUCACCACAUGUAUUGAUUUUCAUAUCAUUGCACAAGUCAGCGGUGGCGACCACACAGCCCCCCCCCCCCUCCCCCUCCCCUGCGUCCAUUAGUUGGAGUUGAAAACCCGCAUUGGUUGUGUCGGUAUGUGUGUUAGGUAUUUCAGGAUGUGGAGAGUAUGGAUGUAGCUGAAUCUUUUAAACUCAAAAUCCUUCUUUUCACAACAUUUCACCUCCUCCAAUUUCAUUUAUCUUUUUAUCUCUUAUACUGAUGAUCAACCGGUUUGGGAAUACUCACUUGGCAUUCUUGUAUAGAAAAUGUUUUUUUUUUAUUAUUAUUUUUAAUUGUCUUUGUGUUGCAAAGCAUCUGUUGCUGCACUGACAUGAAGGCAUACAAGCUGACUGCUGGUUUAAUGACAGCAAAUGGCUAGAAUUGAUUGACUGGGUUUCACUACCAUCCUAUCAUCAUGAUUUUAAUUUGUUAAAACGAUGUGAAUUUGAAUAACAUUUAUAACCAGUUCAUGGGUGGUGGCGGCCAUCGGGUUCACAGAUAAUUGGGACAAUAGCCCAGAACUUGUGUAAAGAUAAAAAUCAGUAUGAUAAAAACAUUAUAUAUGCACACAUUAUGGUAUUCAGGAAUGCAUGACAUCGAAUGAUUUUGGAGAUAUGCUAUGAAAUUGUCUUACAAACAAACAAUGAAGAAAAAAAUCCUCUCA
This is a messenger RNA of Chelmon rostratus (copperband butterflyfish), 3399 nucleotides long. It is a transcript of the gene cers1, whose product is annotated as ceramide synthase 1. Gene Ontology annotation, biological process: ceramide biosynthetic process. The transcript has 7 exons. Gene Ontology annotation, cellular component: membrane. Lineage: Eukaryota; Metazoa; Chordata; Actinopteri; Chaetodontiformes; Chaetodontidae. The record is from RefSeq and is a predicted model, not a curated record. The coding region runs from base 895 to 1998 and encodes 367 amino acids. Gene Ontology annotation, molecular function: sphingosine N-acyltransferase activity.